This is a messenger RNA of Morone saxatilis (striped sea-bass), 2346 nucleotides long. It is a transcript of the gene sgcg, whose product is annotated as sarcoglycan, gamma. Gene Ontology annotation, cellular component: sarcolemma; sarcoglycan complex. NCBI's taxonomy places the organism in Eukaryota, Metazoa, Chordata, Actinopteri, Moronidae. The record is from RefSeq and is a predicted model, not a curated record. The transcript has 8 exons. Gene Ontology annotation, biological process: cardiac muscle tissue development; heart contraction. Bases 170 to 1042 code for a protein of 290 amino acids.
GGUCAGGGCACUUCCAGAGCUGGAUUUAUGGCUCGCAGCUGUUGAGUGGCUGACAGACGUGUGAGGAGCUCAAGCGCUGCUGCUUCUCAAGCUGCUCGUACCAGCCCGAGCUCUGCUUACUGUUGCGUAGGAAAGAGGACGGCUGUUCCUCAACACACAACGCCGGCAGAUGGUGCGGGAGCAGUAUGUCACCACCACCCAGGGCAGCAGCGCGCCCAGGCUGGUGCCCGACCACGUCUACAAGAUCGGCAUCUAUGGCUGGAGGAAGCGCUGCCUCUACCUGUUCGUCCUGCUGCUCAUCAUCAUCCUGGUGGUCAACUUCGCCCUCACCAUCUGGAUCCUCAGGGUGAUGUGGUUCAACACGGAAGGGAUGGGACUCCUUCAAGUACACUCAGAUGGGGUCAAGCUGGAGGAGGGCGAGUCAGAGUUUCUUUUCCCCGUCUAUGCUCAGGAGAUCCACUCCAGAGAAGACUCUUCACUUCUAGUGCACUCAGCGGAAAAUGUUUCCCUUAAUGCCCGCAAUGAAAAUGGUGAUGUCACAGGGCGGAUAUCUGUGGGUCCAAAAGAAGCUCAGGGACACACUCGAAAUCUGCUCAUUAACUCCCACAAUGACAACAUGCUGUUCACUGCAGAUGGCGACCAGGCUGUGAUUGGACCAGACAAACUACGAGUCACAGGUCCUGAAGGAGCGCUGUUCCAGCAUUCAGUGGAAGUGCCCCUGCUGAGAUCUGAACCUUUCAAAGACUUAAGGUUGGAGUCUCCUACUCGGUCUCUCAGUAUGGACGCGCCAAAAGGAGUUCAUAUAAAAGCGCUGGCUGGUAACAUUGAAGUUGCUUCCAACAUGGAUGUUGUUCUGCUGUCUAGCACAGGACUGCUGGUGCUGGAUGCUGAGACAGUGCGCAUGCCGAGCCUGCCCCUGAGCAAAGAAGGGGUUUCUGGAAAUGCUCAGGGUCUCUAUGAGGUCUGUGUCUGUCCCAGCGGCAAGCUCUUUCUCUCCAAGGCUGGGGUCACCUCCACAUGCAGUGAGAAUCAGGACUGCUAGAAAGACUCUGACAAGGUAAUCGAUUUUCCAUCUCUCAGUAGAUGCAUCUUCUGGGAGGCAACAAGCACAACUGUUUAUAUCUGAGUUUUUUUUUUAUCUUUAUACCACAGUGGAUCUAUGAUGAUCUCAGUGCUAAAAUCCCACUGGCACACAGAGGCUUGUAAAAAUACAAAUGCCUGCUGGCGUACAUGUUGGAGACGUCAUGAAAUGCAUCCUUUUAGUUGCAUUUAUGACCUUCUAACUGUUCAUCUGAAACAAAGUGGCCCUCAGUUCCAAAUUUAUCUGCAUCAGAGCUUUGUGGAGAAUGUUUUUUACACACACAGUAUCAUGGCUGGGCAAUGAGGAGCUGGUAACAGCUUACAUCCUAUGCAAUAUUAUCUUGUGGUGCAAUAAAUGAAAGUGACACAUAUCAAGGGCUUGGAGUAAUAAUAAUCAAAAAAUCUCUCAAAUGGUGACAGAAUGAUAAUUGAAGUAUUUAUUUAGGUUUACUUAUGCCCUCCUGGCUCCAAGCCCUUGGUAUGUAGUUUUUUUUUUGUCUUGGUGUGUAGCAUGUUUUUAUUCAAUUGGCGGGGGAAAUUUUAAGAAAUGCUGGUGUAUAUUUUGACAUUGUCAUAGUCACUUCAGAGAUGGAUUUGAUAAUUAGAGAUACAGCACUAGGCAACAUACUUGUGUCUUGUUUUGUUUCAACUGCUUUUUCGGGUUUAGAUUAAAAUACCAUGUCCUUAUACCAUUAAAAUGUUACUAGUGUGGUAUCAUGUGUGUAUUAUGUUUUUUUCAUUUUAUAAGAUUAUGCAUGUUUGUGUUACUUUGCAUAAGCAUGUAAUUAUGAAUUUGCUAUAAGUUUUUCUUGCAGGUAAGCUACAGCCAAAACAUUAUAUUUGACCACAGCAACAAUAAAACAAAAACAAAACAAGUCUAAUAAAGGCACUGUAGUUUUGGGUAGUGGGAAAUAAUGGGAUUAUUUUUUCAGUUUUGCUCUGCUUUUUGGGUCAAAUAUGUCUUGACUUUCUUUUCUUUUCACACAUUGCAUGACAGGUAAUAAACAGCAUUUGCCUCUGUUGUAACAUGAAGGUUCCAAGUUCAUAAUGUCAAAAACGGCAAUAUUUUAUGACAGUUACAUUGAGUUUAGCAUUCAUUUAUCUGCAAGACUGUUGCUGCUGUUCUCACAGUGUUGUGUUAUCAUUGUCAGUGUUGAUAAGUAGAUCAUUUGCAGUUCUCACCUAUGUUCUGGCAUAUUUUGAUAAAGUGUGUAAUGUGUAUUUAUUAAUUUUGUAUGUUGAAUAAACUUUGUGCUAUUCUUCUAU